CCCCUGAGGAUAAGAUGGGCUUGUAUGGAGGAUGGUAUCGUCCACUCGGAGAGUUGGAGAACCAUUCAGCCUACUUGUACGACAACCACAACUACGGCAUUAGUUAUGUUGUGCGCAUUGCGACAUCUCGACCAACCAACGAGGACGAUGUCAGAAGAGUGUUCACGCUCCUCCUCCGGAAGACAAUCAACUUACGCAUGGUGCCAGCCGAGCGCGAUGGGCAGCUGUGGCUGAAAGAGAUGAAGCACCACCAAGACAUCGACUUACAGGUUUUUGGUACUCAGACGUUGCUGGAUGUGGACGUGAAAACUGUGUUCGAAGAAAUGGCAGGCUACAAGUACAACAUGAAUGAUGGACCAGUGUGGGCCGUGCGUUUUCUGCCUCAGUCACCAAAACAUGAUGACUAUAUUAGGCUAACGACAAUGGAAAACGCGGAUAACAAAGUCAUUACACUGCCUCACGUCUGCCACUUUGUGUUGAGCUUCCACCACAGCAUAGCUGACGGUUACACUUGCGUGCGAAUCAUCCGACACGUCUUGGUGCUUUUGAACGAUGUAAUUGAGGGGAACCCCAUUGAUGAGUCCCAGCAGUAUGCGCAAAUACUCGAUAUAACGAAGCAAAAUGUAAUUUUUGAAGAAAUAGAGCGCGCAUUCAGUGAAAAUCCAGACCUUCUAAAAGCCCGUUCAAAGAGGUUAGACACUUUUUUUCCGGAUGCUCUUUUAAGCCAAGUCUAUGAACAUCCGUCCAAAACACUUCCUAAAAUUGUAAGUCUACCGCGCAUCUUAGACGGUAUUUCCACCACCAAGUUUGUGGAACGUUGCAAGAAAGAAGGCGUCACGGUUCACUCAGGCUUCUGCUCAGUGUUGGAGGCGAGUGUAGUUCAAGCUCUGCAAGAUGCCUUUUUGAUGCAGGAUCGUUACACGAUUGCUUCCAGACACUGCGUUGAUCAACGACGCUACUUCAAUGACGCUGCAAAUGCAUACGGUACAGCUUUGGGAGUCUUGACGCUCACGACCGAUGUUCCCAGAGACAUAUGUUCCAAUUUUUGGAGUCAUGUAAAAAAAUUCCACCAGGAUUUUGCCGAGACCAAGAGGGAGUCCGUCUUCAAGGAGAAACUGGAGAGGGUCUUUGACGUGGCCCACAAGGAUGCGCCCUUGAUCAUGAAGAUUGAGGAAUACAUUGCCUUCCUUGUCGCGCAGCGGCAGUCUGGCCGCCCGGGGUACAUGGGAGGCAUUGAUGCCGAACUUGCCUGCUUGGCAGCUUCCCUUGACCGAAUCAAGGUGAGCGACAGAGGAGCUGUGUUCCUUCGUACCAAAGCAGCUCGAGACUUCGGCCACGAGCCAGAAGAUGUUAACAAUCAACUGCUCCUCAAUAAUUCGCCGAUAUCGGCAAAAGCACCGAGCCAUGUACGCCUCACAGCUUAA
Hyalella azteca is the source of this 1424-nucleotide messenger RNA. RefSeq lists its product as uncharacterized. Bases 15 to 1424 code for a protein of 469 amino acids. The record is from RefSeq and is a predicted model, not a curated record. The transcript has 7 exons. NCBI's taxonomy places the organism in Eukaryota, Metazoa, Arthropoda, Malacostraca, Amphipoda, Hyalellidae.